Molecule: messenger RNA, 660 nt
Organism: Strongyloides ratti
Lineage: Eukaryota; Metazoa; Nematoda; Chromadorea; Rhabditida; Strongyloididae
Product: Peptidyl-prolyl cis-trans isomerase B
Exons: 2
Coding region: 1-660 (219 amino acids)
Biological process (GO): protein peptidyl-prolyl isomerization; protein folding
Cellular component (GO): intracellular membrane-bounded organelle
Molecular function (GO): peptidyl-prolyl cis-trans isomerase activity
Source: RefSeq, a predicted model, not a curated record
AUGUGGCCUCGGCGCGCGCUUCGCCAAUAUAAAAAGCUUAUUAUUGUUGGUAUGACUUCUUCUAUUGUUUUAAUUGGCCUUCUUGGUCUUUUCGCCACAAUUUAUGGACAAGAUACUGUUACUGUUACAAAAAAAGUAUUUUUUGAUAUUGAAAUUGGUGGUGUUAAUCAAGGACGCAUUGUUAUUGGAUUAUUUGGAAAUGUUGUACCAAAAACUGCUGAAAACUUUGCUCAACUUGCUGCCGGUACUAAAGGAUUUGGAUAUAAAGGAUCUAAAUUCCAUCGUGUUAUCUCUAACUUUAUGAUUCAAGGAGGAGACUUUACUCGUGGUGAUGGAACUGGAGGUAAAUCUAUUUAUGGAAAUAAAUUUAAUGAUGAAAACUUCAAACUUUCACACUAUGGUGCUGGAUGGCUUUCAAUGGCAAAUGCUGGACCAGAUACUAAUGGAUCUCAAUUCUUUAUUACAACUGUCAAAACCUCAUGGUUAGAUGGUCGUCAUGUUGUUUUUGGUAAAGUUCUUGAAGGAAUGGAUGUUGUAAGAAAAAUUGAAAAAACACCAACUCAUCCAGGUGAUAAACCAAAAAGUGAUGUUGUUAUUGCUAAUUGUGGAGAACUUCCUGUUGAAACACCAUUCGAAGUUGCUAAAGAACCAGUUGUUUAA